AUGAUUCGAAAUGUGAUCGAAGAUCAAGGAAAAGUGGUUUUCAUCUGUCUCAUCACAGUUCUAUUCUCAAUUCUUCCCGUUGGAUAUUAUAUUGUUUUGUUGAAUGUUCCAGAAAAGGUUAUUCAAAACUUUAUAUUUGAUAAUUUCGAAAAUAUAUUCGGGUUGAAAUUAAGUCCAACCGAGGAGAGUUUGGUUUGGUCUCUUACAGUAUCCUCCCAAGGAGUGGGCGCUCUAAUUGGAUGUCUAAUGGUCGGACCAAUUUCUAAAUAUGGAGCGAAACACGUGUUAAUGCGAUGGAAUAACGUCAUUCUGAUUGCCGGCUCACUUCUCAUGUUUGUGUCCUAUUGGAUUUCGUUUCCAAUUGCGUUUAUAAUUGGACGGAUUUUGACGGGAGUCUACACGGGGUUGGCAUGUGCCUUCGCUCCGCUAUAUCUUCAGCAAGUGAUUCCAAAAAAUAUCAAGGGAUCGAUGAGUUGCUUCUUGCAUAUUGCAGUGUGUUUUGGGUCUUCAAUUGGAGCAGUUUUCUCACUUCCUUUCAUGUUCGGUGACGAGGACACGUGGCCGAUUCUGGUGGUGUUGCCAGCGUUUUUUGGAUUCGUAAUGUUGGGUGCCUCAUAUUUCAUCCCUGACACUCCAAACAAUCUCCUUCAAAUGGGAAGAUACACUGAAGCGAUUGAGAGUAUCAAAUUCUACUAUGAUAUCGAAGAUAGUGAUGAGGAUGAAAUAAUAAAAGAGUAUUGGGAUAUGGUACCGGAGAUGCCCGAACAACUCUCCCUCUGCUCAGCCUUCAUGAAUUCCUCUAUCCGACGUGGAAUUCUACUUGGAAUGGUUGUUAGUGCAACUCAAAUAUUCUCUGGAAGCAUGGUCUCUAUUUCCUAUUCUACAGAAAUGUUCCGAGCAGUGUCUUUCAUAGAUAUUCUUGUUCCAUUCCUUCCCGCCCUUGGCUCAAUCAUCUCGAUUCUCCUAACCAUCCCUGCUCUCCGUUGGGUGGAAACUCGUGGAAGACGACCCCUUCUUUUGAAAACUUUAAUGUUUUGUAUUGCUGCAAACGUAUUUUUACUCAUUUUCACAUUGAUGUCAUCUGAAAGAACUGGAUGGGCAUCAUGGGGAUUCGCUGCCGCUUUCUUUAUGUAUGGAGUCGGUUAUAAUUUGGGAGUUGGACCAGUUGCCUACUUUUUACCUGCAGAAUUAGUACCUCCAGAAGCUGCAAGUGCUAGUUUGGGGGCGGCUGUGGCAGUCAAUUGGAUAUGUACAAUCACUACAACCCUGUUUUACUAUCCGCUGAGCAAGUUAGUAGGAGGAUGGAGCUAUCUGAUAUUUAUUAUUCCAACUUCCUUAUUCUCAAUGAUUCUGUGGAGAUUACUUCCGGAGACAAAAUUCCAUUAUAAGGACUCUGAUUUACAGAUUGAUCCUCUGGAAAUCCGACUUCUCACUGAUCUCGGACCGUCGAUAGCUCCAAAUUAUGGAACUCUCGAUUUGGAUGAACCGACUUUGUUUUAA
This is a messenger RNA of Caenorhabditis remanei, 1500 nucleotides long. RefSeq lists its product as uncharacterized. The transcript is spliced from 11 exons. Gene Ontology annotation, cellular component: membrane. Gene Ontology annotation, molecular function: hexose transmembrane transporter activity. NCBI's taxonomy places the organism in Eukaryota, Metazoa, Nematoda, Chromadorea, Rhabditida, Rhabditidae. The record is from RefSeq and is a predicted model, not a curated record. Gene Ontology annotation, biological process: monosaccharide transmembrane transport. Bases 1 to 1500 code for a protein of 499 amino acids.